Molecule: messenger RNA, 846 nt
Organism: Zophobas morio
Lineage: Eukaryota; Metazoa; Arthropoda; Insecta; Coleoptera; Tenebrionidae
Exons: 5
Coding region: 88-795 (235 amino acids)
Cellular component (GO): extracellular region
Molecular function (GO): chitin binding
Source: RefSeq, a predicted model, not a curated record
UAUUUGCCUAUUAUUUAAACGCGACGUCAAAAACAUAAAUAAAAAGAUUCAAUUGUUUCUCUACGUUUCAUAGUUCCAUCACUCGAAAUGCUGACUAUCGCAAAACUAAUUUGCGGCAUUUUGGCCCUGUGGGCGGUACCAGCUGACGCCAUUUUCUGCACAGGCGAAUGUAAAGAAUCCGGAAUACGAUGUCCAGAUCCAUACUCGUACCAAAUUUGCGUGAAUAUGUCAGAUUAUGCAGUUGCCGCCACCACCGCCAAACAGUGCCCAGACGGUACCAUCUGUACCGAUCAAGGAAACUUUCCAUGCAAAGUUGGAACAGUACCAGUACCCACAACUACGCCGAAGCCUACAACUCUACCACCGUGCUCGGGCCCUGCAAAAUUCCCUACAUCAUCAUGCAACACAUACUUUGAGUGCGUGCAAACUCUAUGGUGGUGGUCGCCCUCCACACAAACGUGCCCAGAUGGGCAAAACUUUGACCCGUCCACCGCUGAGUGUUCUAAUACGUAUAAAUGCGGACCAAGCACUACUACUGUGGCCCCUUCAGACCCAAAAUGCACUGGUUCCGGGAGAUUACCAGGACCCACAUCAAAUCAGUACUACGAGUGUGAGCUGAUCUGGUUUCAGUGGCAACCUCAAUUGAAAACUUGCCCAGAUGGGCAAAUUUAUGAUAAGACUACAGCUCAAUGCGUAGGUGGUUCCAAAAGUUUGAGUGAGAAUGUAGCAGUACCAGAGGAGACGAUUGACGUAUUGAAAAAUUUAUUUUCACAAAUUGAAACGAUGUUUAGUUAAACAAUUAUGAAACGAACAUGUUACCAAAAGAUAAAAUCUAUUAAUAUGAAA